Messenger RNA from Solanum lycopersicum (tomato), 404 nucleotides. The record is from RefSeq and is a predicted model, not a curated record. NCBI's taxonomy places the organism in Eukaryota, Viridiplantae, Streptophyta, Magnoliopsida, Solanales, Solanaceae.
AUGGAGUUGCCGCAGAGAAUGGAGAUUGAUGAUGGUCAAUGUUUAAAGGAUAUUGACUGUGUCAUCUGUCUUGAACAACUUGUUUUGGAGGUGGUCAGUACUAAGAAACUUAUCAACAUGGCCAAGAGAUGGCAGAACUUUGCAGCCAAGCAGAGGAAGAGGAUUUCAUUUCUAUUGAAAAGAAAGAAAGCAAGUACAUCCUCAUCCUCUAGAGUUGCAAAGGGUCAUUUUGUGAUAUAUACAGCUGAUCAAGCACGGUUUAUCAUUCCGUUGGCUUACCCUGAAACGAGGCCAUUGCACAACUUUCAAACAAGUCUGAAGAAAGAGUUUGGGCUGGCCAUAUUACAUUACCCUGUGAUUCAGGCUUCAUGAACUGCAUCAUUUCACUAAUCAAGAAAGGUGUA